GAUCCAAAAUUAUUUGGAAGCGCGGAUUGACCGAAAUCUUUUCCUUGCACCUUCUCCACCCAAAUGGUAAUUCACUUAGUUUUAAUGUCUUUCUAAAAUAGUAAUUAAAUAAUUAUUUAUAUUUACUUGGGGAACACAUUCUCUCUCUUUUAUCUCUAUGAAAUUAUAGAAAUUCCAUUUUGUGUGGGAAAUUCAAGUCAUUAAUAUAGUUGAAAAACAUGGUCCGAAUUUAAGCUUUUGGGUACUAUGGACAAAGAUAUGAACUUUCCAUUUUUUGAUAAGCUCUUUCCAUGUUCAUCUUUGUUGUUGGGUUUGAGCAUUUUAAUCUGGACAAAGAUUUCACCUUUGGGUUUGUAAUUUCAUCGCCAGCUGUAGCUGGGGGGAGGGAAGGUAAGGUUGUGAGCAUUAAUUUUCUCGAAGGAGUGUUUCUGAAUUGAAUUGUCAAAAGGGGUCUCUCUUUAUUGGGAAUUAUCACUUUCAGUAAGCUGGGAUUGGUGAAACCUAGCUAGAGAGGAGAGGCGGAGAACAAGGAUGUAUCUUUUUUAGAUACAUGUGUGUUUUGUUUUGUAUUGGACGUAUUUGUGAAAGGGUGAAAGGUUUUUUUUUUUUUUCUCAGUAUACUGAAGGGUUUUUGUGGGUUCCCUUUGUUUUGAGAUUUGUGUUUUGAAUGAUGGAGGAAGCUCAGGGCAAUUCUAGUUCCUUGCCUCCAUUCCUCAGUAAGACUUAUGACAUGGUGGAUGAUCCUUCCACCAAUUCCAUUGUUUCCUGGAGUGUCACCAAUAAGAGUUUCGUUGUUUGGAACCCACCAGAGUUUUCAAGGGAUUUGUUACCCAGAUUCUUUAAGCACAGUAACUUCUCCAGUUUUAUCAGGCAGCUCAACACUUAUGGGUUUAGAAAGAUUGAUCCUGAACUAUGGGAAUUUGCCAAUGAGGGUUUUGUGAGAGGUCAGCCACAUCUUUUGAAGAAUAUUCAUAGGCGCAAACCAGUUCAUAGCCAUUCUUUGCAGAAUAUUCAGGGUCAGGGAUCUUCUUCAAUGACUGAAUCAGAACGGCAGAGUUUCAAGGAUGAGAUAAAGAAGCUUAAAGAUGAAAAAGAUCAAGUACUUCGGGAGCUAGAGAGGCACGAACAGGAGUGGAAAAUGUAUGAGGUACAACUACAAUAUUCAAAUGAUCGAUUGGAACAGUUGGAAAAGAAGCAAGAAAAUUUGGUUUCUUCUGUUUCUGAAGUGCUGCAGAAACCUGGGAUUGCCUUAAAUCUCUUGCCUCUGACAGAAAAAGGGGAUAGAAAACGUAGGUUGCCAAGAAGUGGUAUCUUCAGUGACGAUGCUGGCAUUGAUGAUCAUAUGGAAACUUCCUCUGUAUUACCUGGGGUAAAUGCAGAGGGUGCCUCUAUUUUCGCCCCAAACAUGGAGCGAUUUGAUCUACUUGAGUCGUCCAUUAUGUUUUGGGAGAAUAUUGCACAUGAUGUUCAAAGUCAUGUGAACAUGGAUUUUGAUGAAACGACAAGUUGUGCAGAUAGUCCAGCUAUAUCUUCUGUGCAGCUGGAGGUUGAAGUUCAACCUAAGUCACCUGGAACCAACGUGAAUUCUGAGUCCGCUGUAGCUGCUGUUUCUGAUCUUGAUGCAUCAAAAGAACCACCUGUGGGAACAGUUUCUGUGGCUGCUGGUGUUAAUGAUAUAUUCUGGGAACGUUUCUUGACAGAGAAUCCUGGUUCUGAGAAUCAGGAAGUGCAUUCUGAAAGGAAAGAUUCUGAUGGCAGAAGUAAUGCCAAAUUUUGGUGGAACAUUAGGAAUGUGAAUAACCCUCCAGAACAGAUGGGGCAUUCUUAGUCAAGCAGAGCCAACUUAGUUGCAAUGAUUAUUCCUUCUAGCUUGAGAUGCCCUGCAAUUUCAUGUAAUAAAUGUAGGUAUGAAUGGUUGGCUCUACUAUGUAUACAUAUGUCAUUUUCUUGGUUAAAUGGUUGCAUCAUCUAUAGAAUUUUAUCAAUUAUUAUAAUGUUAGAUCAAGUCUCCUUUAGCUCUACCUUAUCAAAACCUGUGCUGAUGUGUGAUUAUGGUUUUUCCCUCUUGAUCUAUUUCUUUUUGUAACUUUUCCAUAUAAUAGAAACCAAUUUCAUUUACAUCUGUUACUAUCUGCUGCAGGGAGGUACCCAAUAUUAAAACUGCCAAAUAUUGAUGUUUAAAUGAGGUCUAUGAUGGGAUUUCUGUAAAUCUUUUAAGUACAUAGCUGCAUAUCCUGUUGAUAAAAAACAAAAACAUAGUUGCAUAUCCUAUAUCAUUAAGUGCCUCUAGUUUUUGUUUGGGAUUAAAGUCUGAAGUGUGGUAGUUCUUGUCCCUUGCUUUUGGCUAUGAUCAUGACUAUUUUUUUAGAUUAUUUAGGGUUAUGUUAUCUCAUUGUUAGGGUGAAAAAACUGCUGCUUAUGAAUUUAGGAGAUUUAAAUGAAACAGGUUUUAGAGUAUUACAUUUAUAACAGAUUAAUGCAAAUUGAUAUUUUUGUAUUGGAAACAAAAAAUACUGAGUACAGUUUUAGUAUCAUCAUUCAGUAACUUUCAAAAGUCUUCUGAUCAAUAAAUUUGAUGACAAUCUGACUAAUGCAGAAAGUAUUCAGAAAGAUAUUAUUGAAAAAUUAGAAUUUUUCUUAUUAGUGAAGACAAGAUGUAAUGAUUUAUGGUUGUGGUGUAUAUUUCUAGUUCUGUUUCCUAUAUUCAACUAUUUUCACAGGGUUUCACAUUUUUUUUCUAAUCUCACUACAUAGACAUAGUGCAAGACUCAUCAGUGACCACAUAUAUAAUA
Molecule: messenger RNA, 2792 nt
Organism: Vigna radiata var. radiata (mung bean)
Lineage: Eukaryota; Viridiplantae; Streptophyta; Magnoliopsida; Fabales; Fabaceae
Product: heat stress transcription factor A-4a
Exons: 2
Coding region: 668-1828 (386 amino acids)
Biological process (GO): regulation of transcription by RNA polymerase II
Cellular component (GO): nucleus
Molecular function (GO): DNA-binding transcription factor activity; RNA polymerase II cis-regulatory region sequence-specific DNA binding
Source: RefSeq, a predicted model, not a curated record